UCAGCUAAAAAGUACUGCAAUGAGACACCACAAGCUUCGAGUAACCGCAAUGGUUUUACUGUUGGUGUGCCGUGCCUGCACUGCGCAUCCCACAGGCAAUGAUAUAGAUGACAGCAAUUAUCAAGGCACAGGCGGAGGCAACAGACCCGUCGACUACCACACUGUCGUUGGACAUUUUAAAGAUUUCUUCAUGUACCUGCCCGUUAUGAUGACAACUUUAAAAGAGACGAUGUCUGGAUUUCCCAAAUUCGCUGAAGGCAUUCGGAUUCUGGCAUCAGGAAAAGGACGAGUCGACGGCGAAGAUUGCAAGUGCAGUAAAAACAGCAUUGCUGCAAGCAAUGAGGUCGAAAACAGCAGCCGUUACGGUUGAGCUACACCACCGGUUUUAGUUUAGUGUAUAUAUUGUAAAUAUAAGUUCAACAGACUUCAAAGACAGAAAGAAAGUGUAUUAUUAUUAUUACAUUAGUUAUGUGCUUGCAAAACUAUACCUUAAAUAAGUCUCAGGAUAAAUA
Scaptodrosophila lebanonensis is the source of this 512-nucleotide messenger RNA. RefSeq lists its product as uncharacterized. NCBI's taxonomy places the organism in Eukaryota, Metazoa, Arthropoda, Insecta, Diptera, Drosophilidae. The transcript is spliced from 2 exons. The record is from RefSeq and is a predicted model, not a curated record. Bases 20 to 370 code for a protein of 116 amino acids.